ACUCCUUCAACUUCAACCUCAAGCACACAUUUGCUGCAUGUAGCAAAAGAUGUCCUUGUAAACUGCUUGAUUAUGGAACUCGCUGUAAAGUUUGCUUUUUUGCUCGUAUUCCUUGUGAGCGUACAUAGGACAGCAUGUACUCAUUUUCGAGGCGGCUCAUUCACAUAUAAGCCCGUCAAUUCAAGUAACCCUGCAAGCACGAAGGUGAUCAUAACAUUCCGGAUGGGUUGGCGAAGAUCCUACUCUGGGAACACAUUCUGUGACCAAAAUACAAUAAACUCCGGUUGGCUGAUCGGCAUCAAUGGCGACUUAAUGUGCAGAUCCGGCUGCUAUGGCAGCGUCGGGAAUUUACGCUUCAAAUGCUCGGAUUUCAGUGUACAAGAGGACUGGACAACUGGCACUAACAGCUUUGAAUAUACGUUUCCCGUCACAUCAUCUCGCUACUAUAAAGUCAGCUAUUCAGGAUUUAACUGGAUUGCUCUCGUGCAUGCAUCAGGAGCUUCAUGGGAGAUUGGAAUGUACGUUAACCUUACUAAAAGAAGUGACACUGGACGUUUGAAUACGUCGCCAGUGGCGACAAUGACACCAAUUGUUCGUUUGAAAUACGGCUGUAACCAUUCUAUAGUUAUCCCAGUGACCGACGAUGACAAAGACGAGGUGCGGUGUCGUUGGGCGAAAAGUAACGCUGGAGAGUGUGGCGGAAUAUGUGGAGGAUACGGGUUACCAAAUGCAUACAUGUUUUACCGCGAAUGCAGAAUCACCUACAGUGCAACGGAAUACACAGGCUUUUACGCUGUUGCUGCCAUGAUCGAAGAUUUUGCCUCGCCAACAGACACACAGCCACUGAGUGGCAUUCCGUUGCAGUUUUUGGUGUACGUGUUCAAUUCAAACGAAACGUGUGAUGAACGCCCGGAGUUCACGGAAUACACGCGGUCCGAGGGAUCGUGUAUUGGAAUCCCUCCUGGAGGAACAUACUUCGAUCGUAUCAUCGUGCGAGCCGGUGGACCAUCAAAAAGAAUUGUGGAGGUCACUACCAACAGUCCUCAGGGAUUCAUCAAGUCUCCUGUGGCUCAGUAUGCACCACAGGAAUACUACGUUAAUGUCACGUGGACACCGAUGUCAUCAGAGAUAGAGACCAAACUGUUUUGUUUCACGGGAUUGGAGGAUUCCGGGGUAACAACUGAACAGAGAUGCGUCGAUCUGCUUGUUGGAGUUGCGCCUCCACAAUUUGCUAGUCUCUCACCACAAGGAGAAGUUCUUCCCGACACAAGUCAAUGGACCAUCGCUUUUGACAAACAGUUCGUGCGUCCUACACGAAGCAGCCACAUCCGGAUCCAUCGAUCUGACGGCACAGUUGUUUUCAGUGUUGACGUGGCCAUUACUGCCGGGGUGUUAUAUCCAGUUGGGAGUCUGGGGCGGACUAUUCAGUUCACGACGUCGCUGACCUUUACAGAGAAAGAGAGUUACUAUUUAACAAUGGAUCAUGGUGUGGCUAAAGGUGUUACCUACUGUGGUGCUGAGUCGCCUGCCAUCACAGAUCCUUACACCAUGAGGAUAAAGAUAAAGGAUAUCACCCCACCUGUUUUAACAUUCAUUAAUGCUCCAUCUCGUUCUGGAGGUGACUUUCAAAUCACUUGGACAGCAAACGAAAAUGUUACAGCUCAGUGCACAGUGCAAACUCCUUCCCUGCUCUUUGGUCAGCCAUGCAAUUGGUCGUGGACUGGAAGCAAUCUAACCGAGGGCUUCUACAGCAUUUAUGUUCAGUUAACAGAUUUGGCGGGAAACUCCGCACCGCCUGCCAGACACUCAUGGUUUGUAGACCGCACACCACCCAUCGUUAUCAUAACUUCAAAGCCCGCUACUGUUAGCAAUCAAAAUUCAUUUACGUUCAGCUUCAACUGUCGAGAAACCUGUUCGUUUGAAUGCUCUGUACGUCAACAUGGUAACAAUCCCACAUAUUCACAGUGCAACAGCAACAGAUACACGGCCAGCAAUCUGCAGAACGGAAAGACCUACGUUUUUUAUGUACGGGGAACGGAUGACGUCGGGAACCAGGGAAAUCCGACUAGUUAUAAGUGGAAAGUUGAUUUACAGCCACCGAUUAUCUCAAACAUAGCUUCUCAAACAGUGGAUUGCAAUUCAGAUCUCAGCUCAUCAACCCUCGGCAAACCUUCAGUCAACGACAGCGAAGGAUCGAACAUAACAUUAAGACACCAAGAUCUUCCUGGAAGUAGCUGCAGCUUUCAAAGAAAAUGGACCGCAACAGAUCAAGCAGGUAACAGUGCCUCCAAAAUACAGAAUAUCAAUCUCAUCAACCUCAGGCCACCGACAGUGACUUACCAAGGUAAUGUCACCAUUGCUUGCGGAAGCUUUGACGAACAACAGCAAGAUAUGCGGGAUGCCAUUAAUGUCACUCAUCCGUGCGAUCGGCCAAUCACGAUAACACACGUAGAUUCUGUUCCCACAAUUCUUUGCGCUAGGACCUUUAAGAGAACAUGGACGAUUACAGAUGACUGUGGGAAGCAAGUAUCUGUUAUCCAACAGAUUCGGAUCUUAGCUCUUCAGUUGCCAGACUAUCCCAAAAAUGGACAGGUUAAUGUGGCGCUGAGAGAAUCGCUCGAGUGGCCUCGGUAUCCAGGGUCUGCUAGUUACAACGUCUACCUCUGGCAAUACGGAUCUACAAAGCCUUCAUCACCAACUCACUGGACUUAUUAUCGAAGAUAUGCUCCCUCUUACCCAGGCUACCCCGCCGACACUAAGAUGCUGUGGAGAAUUGAAUACGUUCUGAGUUCAGGUGCUCUGGUACCCAGUCCCAUCUGGGGAUUCCAAACCAGGGCUUUUCCGGAUUUUAAAGUUGAGAAGGUCAUAGUACCUCCAAACGCUUUUUCUGGUCUGAAGUUUGAAGUGUCGUGGGUAGUUCGAAAUAUUGGUAAGGUGGGAAAUGCAUUUAAGACGUGGUAUGAUGCAGUGUACAUUGGAAAAAGUACUGACUUCCGUAACGCAAGGCGUGCAACAACUGUACGACGCAAGGAGAUUCUCUUUCAAAAUGAUGGUUAUACUGCAAGGGGAACAGUUCAACUUAGAGUUGACGAUUAUGGCGUGUUUUAUGUUUUCGUUCAAACGGAUAGGUACAACAGAAUAAGUGAUAUCAACCGUGCUAACGAUUUGCUGUUAGGUGACAGUCCGGUGCAGGUGGCGCUCACUCCCCCACCAAACCUGAAAGUUGUUAAAAUUGUGCUCCCAAGUCCAUCGCUUUCAGGUAAAGCCAUCAACAUAACAUGGACAGUGAAAAACGUUGGAGUGGGCGUAACUGCCCAUGGUGCAUGGUAUGAUAGAGUUUACCUGUCUAAGGAUGACAAAAGAGACUGGUCUGACUGGAUCCUUGGCACAUUUUACCAUCAUGGAACACUGUCUGUUGGUGCAAGCUAUAAGCGGAAACAGCUCAUUACUCUGCCCAACGCAAUCUAUGGCAAUUUUUCGAUUUUGAUAGUAACGGACGUUUACAAUCAUGUCUUUGAGCACAAUAAUGAGGGUGACAAUCUUAAAGUGCAGGCGAUGCGAAUACACUUAAACCCUCCCCCAGAUCUGGUUGUUACUUCCAUCACGACACUGGAAAAUUACUACACAGGAGAUGUAAUGGAAGUUCAUUUUAACGUUUCGAACAAAGGCCUUGGGGAACCAUUUUACUACUGGUGGAGAGAUCGUGUGACUAUCACAAAUAUUGCAUCAUUAAGAAAUGAAGUUCUUGGAGUCACCCGAUUUUCAGGGCUGUUUCCGCCCUCCUCGUGGUACGUUAGAACUGUGAAUCAAUUCAUACCUUCUAGUUGGGAAACUGGGCAAUACAACAUCACUGUAUUCACGGAUUAUGAAGAUGACGUUUUUGAAUUCAUCUUUAACCAUAAUAACGAGAAAACUGUCCAGGUGAAUGUCACUCGCAGGCUACCCGACCUGACCGUUACGCAUGUCAACGCUUCUGUAACCGCUGACGACGUCCAAGCCUACUUGAAUGUCUCUUUUACGGUUGAAAACGUUGGAAAGGGAAUAACAACCGAGGCACCGUGGUUCGACUCACUCUACAUCUCGCCGCAUGCUCAUUUUUCGCAAAGCAAUACAAUAUGGUUGGGAGAUUUCCCUCACAGAGUCAACCUGGGAUCUGGUAAACAAUACAGCAUCGAUACAGGACCCAUACGCAUAAACAGGGAUCUUUUUGGUCAGCGGUUUAUAUUCGUUAAAACUAAUACGUAUGGUUCAGUCACAGAAAAUGACCUAAAGAGCAACAUCAGAUCCUCUGGAAAUGUGACAUUUCCACAAGUUCUGCCUAAUCUCGUUGUGGCAAACUUUACUUUGUUGUCCCGUAAGGAAGUCCUGUUGAGUGAUUCUGAAGUUUCGUUGAAAUGGACUGUUGAAAACAAUGGAACAGGAAGCACACUGAAGAAAUCCUGGCAAGACGCGGUUUACCUGUCAAAAUCUCCAACCGUACAAAAUAACUCAACAAAACUCGCUGACGCCUUCUUCAGACAAGCUAUAAGUCCUGGUCAAAGUUACACCAAGGUUUCAUUUACGAAGUUACCAUCUGAUAUAUCUGGAACUUAUUAUUUUGUUUUGAAAGUCAAUGAAGACGGCUCAAUAGUUGAAAAAGGUUCGCAGAUGAACAACUUAGCUUGGAUUCGUGCAGAAAUUUUACCUAAACCACUGCCAGACUUAGCCGUUGUAGAUACAUCUUUUGUUUUUGAAGAAAAGCGUCGUUUCCUGACGGUGUAUUGGUCAGUGGCAAACUUUGGAAGCUCGAUGCGCGAGCCUUUGACUUGGGUGGACAGCGUUACAAUCUCUUCCUCAAAAGGCGUCAUCGAUGGCAAAGAUGCUCGUGUUAUGGCGUCUGAAACCGUUACUGCUAAACUAGAUGAACAGCAAGAGUACCAGCUUUCCGCUGCUCUACAGAUUAGCGACAAUAUAAUAGGAAAGUUUUACCUACAUGUGGUCACAAACUCCAAGAAGACCCUCUCUGAAGUCUCUGGAACCUCAAAUAAUAUCGGUGUUUCAAGGAACCCUCUCAAUCUUCCGCCUCCCCCGGCUCCCAGAUUAAUCUUGACUAUUAUUUCAAGUUUACCGUCUCAGAUCACACUUGGAGUUCCUUUCUCCAUCAAGUUUCAGGUAAAGAACGUGGGAGUUGCUGCAACGAAGAAAACAUCAUGGACAGAUGCGCUUUACGCUUAUGACAGAAAGGAUGCAAAUCGAACAGAGAUCAUAGAGAAAGGAACGAAAUUAAAGGAUAUUCCCCACAUAGGAGCCUUGAAAGCUAAAUCGUUUUAUGAAAAAACUAUCAACGUUUCAAUUCCACAUGGAUUUCGUUCAUCGGCUUUCAUUCAUGGCUUUGCUGACAUCCACAGUCCUUUUACACCGUGGCCAGACACUGUUGAACCUAUCAAUAAUACGCAACCUAACGUUACACAUCCUAAUGUCACCCAGCCUAAUGUCACGCUACCAACGGUGACACCAACUGUUCUGACGCCCAUAGUUAUAACAGAAGGAUUGUUACCAGAUCUGCAAGGCUCACUGGGAGACUCAAAGGUGCAAACGCGUGGCGGUCAGCCAUUAAAUGUCACUUUCAACGUCACAAACACCGGGGAAUCACCUGUAUGGGGUGCGUGGUAUAAUGCGCUGUAUCUCAGCCAGGACGUGCUGAUCGACCCAUUUGAUCGGAAACUUGCCACUGUUAGAGCAACCAAUCUCGCCGUGAACGACACCGUGUCCUUAAGCGCUGAGGUCUUCAUUCCCUUUGACACUCUUGAUUUGGAUUACUACCUGUUACUGUCAGUGGACAGCAAAAGCGCCAUCUGGGAGAGUGAUGAACAGAACAACGAUGCUUACCGGCUGAUAAAAAUAAACAAGACAUUCAGUAGUGACUUGGCGGUACUGUCUGUUUCCUCGUCUGGUGGAGAAUUCUCUUAUGGCCAAGAUGUCACAGUAAACUGGAGGAUAAGGAACAAUGGAAGUCAACGCACCGAAGGAUAUAAAUGUGAUACUGUUUACUUAUCAGAAGACGAUAAAUGGCAGAUAGAAGACGUUAGAUUAGGCCAUCCAAUCUGUUCAUAUGUCAUCCUGGAACCCUACAAUAGAGGUUCAAACCGAGACACGUCAUACUCCACAACAAGUGGGCUGCCGCUGACAGCUCUGGGCGCAUAUCGCGGCCUCGUGAAAACCCGAAGUAACAUUCUAGAUCAAAACCUCCAAAAUAACAUUGCUGUUGGGUCAAAAAAUAUAAAUGUUACUUUUCCAAUUCUUCCUCUCGACGGCUGCGUGGAUGUCACUUUAAAGCCAGACGAACAAUCUUCUUUUCUCAUAGACAAUGUCCCAGAUAAAAAGACUCUCAUUGUUUCUAUAAAUAGCAGUAAUGAUGAUGCAUUCCAUGACCUCUACGUCAGACACUCUAAACCGGCAAAUGCUUACCAAUAUGAUGGUGGAUCAAGGCUUGCCCUGUCAGCCGACCAAGAGGUGGUCAUUCCCGAAACAAUCUUUGGAAAAUACUACGUUCUGAUGACCCGCCGACAAGAUACGUCCGUCUCUGGGCCAAUUACCAAGCCAUCACGAUUGUGUUCGCACAUUGCAAAAUUUGAAAUCACUCGGGUAUUCCCAAAUCAAGUGGCUCCAAUGGGAAACGCCACGUUGCGCUUAGAGGGAGCCUUGUUUGGACAAAAUCUGGAAGCUUUUCUCGUAAAUCCAUCGUCUGAAGAUAACUUUGUCGAAGCAGUAAAGGUGUAUCGAAUGAGCUCAAUUGAAGUAUAUGCGACCUUCAUCACAGGAAACCUAACCAUUGGUACCACAUUCCAUGUGAAACUUGUCAACAUUGAGUCAAAAGAAGAAGCCACAUUGCCUGGUUCUUUGGUCAUAACAAGUGGCGAAGCUGGACGAUUAGAAACGUAUGCAGAUUUUCCAGAAGCUCUGCUUGUGGAUUCAUCAGGCGUGAUAACGGUCACCUAUGAAAAUGUUGGAGACACUGACAUUGUUAGCCCUGUGUUGGCUGUUCGUGUUAUCGGUGGCCAAGCUCAACUCCGCCCUGUUCAAAAAGCGUUAUCAUCCGGCCAGUUCUCUUCCACUGUGGUGUUUUUAGCCCAACCCUUUCAAGGUCCAGGCGGUAUUUUGCCUCCAAAGGCUCAUGGGGAAAUGGUAUUUGAUUUCGAGUCUCGUGCAGGCGGUGUGACACAAAGCACAUUCAGUCUUCAAAGGUUAGAUGAAAACGACAAGCCUCAUCCUUAUCUGAACAGCAGUGAAGAUCUGAAACCAGAGUUUCUAAGCAGCGAACUGUGGGCUCCAGUUUGGGAGAAUUUUCUAAUUGCUGUUGGGAAGACAGCCGCUUCAUUCCAACACAGGAUGUCAGCGGUCAGUACCUUACUCAGCAAGUCUGGAAGAAGAGUCAACUUGGUGGAUGAUCUUAUUCAGUUCCAACUUGAUAUUGCAAACGGAAAACUGACGGGCGAUCCGUUGUUAACCGAAGAUGACAUAACGGGUCAGACCGCUAUAGAUUUGGCCUUGCCUUUGUUGCUACAAAGAAUCUACAGUCCGCUGAUAUCAAAACGAAGACAAAAGGGCGCUUUUGGUGCUGGUUGGAUUGCCCCUUGGUGGGAGGCUGCGAUCACACAAAUUACACCUGAAACUAUUAAAAUUGUGCAAUUACGCGAAGAGCUGGUGUUUAAAGUUGUCACAGCUGGGCUUUACAGGUCGUUUGAUGGAAAGGAGAUCACUAUCAACAACACAGACGUUCGCUUCACCGACUCCAGCACCUCAACUGUGUUCAUCUUUGAUUCUGUCAUGAAUCACCUGAAGGAGAUUCAGAGAGUUAAUGAGACGAUCACCGUCGAAUAUUCACAAAACAGAUCCUCGACUUUCACUCAUUCGUCCGGAGGAAAAAUCUCUGUGAAAUACAACGACAAAGGAUUUGUACGAGAGGCUGAAUAUGAAGAUGGAUCGAAUAAAAAACAGAGAUGUUUCUACACAUACAGUUGGGAUACCGGGUCUCUUUUGUCGGUCACAGUUGGUGAACAAAUCACUCGUUACACGUACAACGUCCACGGCGAUCUUACAGGUAUUGUUUACCCUACUUCAUCCACUGUCAAGUACUCGUGGAACCAGUAUGGACUCCUGAGUAACAUAACAGGUUUUAGCAAGAAAAACAAGCUCAUCUAUGGAACACAUUUCUCGUACGACUGGAAUGGAAAGGUGAUCAUGACCAGACUUCCACAAGGAGACUCAGCUGAGCUUUUGUUUAACGAGAAAGCAAAGAUGAUGGACAUACAGGGUGCUGGCCUUGGCGAUGUACGUUUUGAAAGUGUCAGAAAUGAUGACGAGGUUGUUAAAACUGUGAAGCAAGGAGACCAGAUUGUGUUGACAAGGAAGUACAACGUGAAGACAAAUAUAAUGACAGUUAUUGACGGAAACGGCCAUGAUACAGAAUUCCUCCUGCGGCAAAACGGGGACGUCUUGAACACGACGGAUCCAGGAGGUCUCGUUUAUCAGAAUAUUUACGAUAAAAAGGACAACUUGAUCAAAUUCAUAUACCCGGAUGGUAAAACCGAACUAUCAGACUAUGACGAUAGAGGGAGACUGGUGAAGUUUACUGGUAGAGCUGGAAAGGAAGUCAAGUUUGAAUACGAUGAAAAUAACCAACUUGUUAAAAAAGAUGUCGAUGAUCUUAGCUCUUCGUAUUUCUUACAUGAUAGCGAUGGUAAUAUCGUCCAAGCGAUUAAUGGUAUCGGUACAAUCAAUAUUGCCUAUGACGGUGAAAACAGACCAACCAGUGUCACUUAUCCAAACCGUCAGAUUAUCAUUUACAAAUACAAUGAAUUCCAACGUCGCGUGGGGCUAAAAGUCUCCGGGUUAAACCUGGUUUACAAGUAUGACCAGCUUAACCGGUUAUCGGAAGUAGUGCGCGUAGACUCGGGUACGGCCGACGUUUUGCUGAAAUUGGAAUACAACUCCCAAGGGAUGUUAUCUAAACGUGUCCUUGGAAACGGAGCUUCUUCCGAGUACGUGUUAGAUCCAGUUAACUCCAAACUGUCGCGUGUGGUAAAUUACUUUCCAAAUGGCAGCAUUUCUUCGUACUUUGAGUACAAUUAUGACAAGCAAGGACGAAUCAUUCAGGAAAACACAACAUCAGGAAUCUGGCAUUACAAAUACGAUGCAGCAUCGCAGCUCAUAGAGGCAAAAUAUCCACACGGUAAAACUGUUCGUUACACCUACGAUAAACGAAAAAAUCGAGUGCAGGUUUCAGAAGAGCCUGGUAACAAGACUUUAUAUUUUGUCAAUGAAGUUAACCAGUACACUUCGGCGGGAAAUUAUGAAAUCAAGUAUGACGCUGAUGGAAAUAUGGUAGAAAAGACAAACAGAGAUCUACGGAAAGACAGCGUCAAAUUCAAGUUUAGCACUGAAAAUAAAUUGCUACAAGCUGAAACCCCAAACAGAAGGUGUAACUAUGUGUAUGACGGCUUUGGAAACUUGUACAAGAAAACGUGCGGUCAAAAUGAAGUGCAAUACCUAAUUGAUCCUUUUGGGAAUCCAGGAGCUGAUAUUGUUGGCCAGAUUACCGGUGUAAAUGUGACAUAUUUUAUUCACUGCCAAGAUCUUGGAUUAGUUGCUUUGAUGGACACGAAUGGAGAUUUAUAUUAUUACGAGUUCGACGCGCAGGGGUCUGUCGUAGGAGUACUGGGUCCCAAAGGUGAUCUAGUUAAUCGGUACAGUUAUGACCCGUAUGGUAGGAUAUUAGCAGCCUCUGAAGAGUUGCCCCAGGACUUCAAGUUCAUUGGUCAAUGGGGAGUGACCGCUGAUCGCGAACUAAGAAAUGUCUACUGGAUGCGGUUCAGGCACUAUGAUGCACAGCUCGGACGAUUUCUUAGCUUCGACCCACUUGGUUUUUCAGGAAAAAGUAUUAAUCUAUACUCGUACGCAGCCAACAAUCCUAUAAUGCUGAAAGAUCCUAGAGGAAAAUUUUUUCCCUUUGCCAUUAUAGCCAGUGGAGCCGUGGGGGCGAUUGUUGGUGCAACGUCAAAUGUUGCUGCUUAUUAUGCUUCUCAGAAGAUGCUAGGGCAGGAGGUAACUCUUGGAGGGGUCGUAUCAAGUGCCUUAGGAGGGCUCGUCUCUGGAUACGUUAAAAAAGGAAAAGUCGCAGUUGGGUUUGCUAUUGGCUUUGGAAGCUCAGCACUUCAGCAAGGAAUUGAUAAUGGUGUCGGGAAUGUAAAUUGGCGACAGGCGCUAGAGGGCGGUGUAAGUAGUGCGAUCGCGUCGGCCCUACCACCCCUCAAGAGAAAAAAAUGGAGAACAGGGAAUGCCCCAGUGGACGAUUACCUAGACGAGAUAUUAGAUAAGACUGCCAAGAAUCUGAUUAUUCCACCACUGGGAAAAGACAUUGUCGUUAAGAUAAUCAUCUGGGUUCAGUCCUGGGAUCCGAAUGACAUGAUUGGUCCUCCCGGAUAUGGAGACGCUCGCUUUAUUUCAUUAAAGACUCCUCUGAACUACAAGAUCAGGUUUGAGAAUGAUGCAAAUGCUACCGCGCCUGCGCAGAACGUGAUUAUCCUGCACACUUUGGAUCAAGACCUGGACAUUCGCACAUUUAGAAUUACAGGGUUUGGGUUUGGCAACUUUACUAAAAGGCUAAGCAAGUCGGUAGCCUCCAUUCAGGAAACAAUCAAUUUUGUAUCAGAGAAAAACCUUUAUGUAAGAGUAGUGGCUGGCAUAAAUGUACUUACCCGUGAGGCACACUGGGAGUUUCAAAGCCUUGAUCCUCUCACAGGUGAGACUCCGGAUGAUCCUCUAACUGGUUUCCUUCCACCAAACAAUGGUACCACUGGACAAGGAUAUGUGAGUUUUACGGUUCGCUUAAAGAAGAACGCGCAAUCUUUAGCAAGGAUUGAUGCAAAGGCAAGCAUCUAUUUCGACAAGAACGAACCGAUUGACACCCCUCCGAUAUUUAACACGAUUGACAGUUCCAUGCCCUCAUCUAAUAUAUCUGUGAUAAAUGAAGCCAUGGAGGUUGGAAAGUUGGCCCUGGAAAUUGAUACACUGGACGAGGAAUCUGGGGUGAAGUCUGUUGACGUGUUUUAUCAAAUCUCAGCCAGUAAUGUUCUGCCCCAGAACCGACUGAUACUUCCCUUGGUGUCCGAUGUCGUUGAUAACACAGUGUUUUUAUCCCUCCCCCCUGGGAACACCUACUCACUUUUGGCUUUAGCUGUUGAUCACGUGGGUAACAGACAACUGAUGGAGUGGAAUCGUGCAAUCGCAGUGGACUUCUCAUUGCCGACACCAUCGUGUGAACGGCUAAACAACUGCUCCGGCCGCGGAAACUGUACUGUUUUGAAUUUCUGUGUUUGUGAAAGUGGAUCUUAUGGCCUUAACUGCUCACGUGAUUUUCCUCUACGAUUUGAGCCCCCGAUAAUCAAUGCUAUGUACAGUGACACAAUUGAGGACGUGCCCGCUCAGUUAUAUCUCUCCGCUUUUGUUCCGGAUUUUGGCAUUAGCAGCUACACUAAAAAUUUCACCCUGAAACUCAUAAUCCAUGAAAUUUCCGAAGGAAUCGCUUUUAGUAAAGGAAACAGGAGCGGCGAUCGUAUUGUGUUAGAGCCUGCAGAUUUUGGCGAUAUAUGGAUGAUACCCCAGAAAGAUUUCUCAGGACUCGCGAGGUUUAACAUUACGGCAAUAGUCUCCACCCCAAUAGAAACUAAAGCGGUCUCUAGACAUAUUGAAAUAAACAUCACAGCCGUUGCAGAUGUUCCAUUUCUUAAUGUCAGUGUGCCGUGUCACCAUUGGAACAGCAGUGAAAAGCUUAUUCCAGUGUUCCUAGAAGCCCAUCUGAAUGACCAAGAUGGAUCAGAAAAUCUAGCAAUCGUCUUUUCGGGUUUACCGACGGGCUAUCGAUUGGUUCACGUGAAUGGCACGAGCUUGGUGAACAGAAGUAAUACAAGAGCCCCUCCAGACGCGUCCCGUUUGUUUAUUUCAAUAAACGAGACUUUAAAACCAUUCGUGCUAAGAGUAAUUGCCACGGCAGAGGAAAGAUUCAAUGGAGACCAAGCAAACCAAACAGCUGAUGUUAAUGUUACAUUCUGUGUGACUUGUGAGGCAGUGAACAACUGUUCCAAGCAUGGAAGUUGUAUAGAAGUAAAUACCUGUGAUUGUGAUAGUGGAUUCAAAGGAUCUCUUGAUUGCUCAACGGUUUCCUGUGAAGAAGUAAAUAGUUGCUCCGGAAGAGGAAACUGUACCGGCCCUAAUGUUUGUACCUGUGAAGAUGGAUACAAAAGUGUCGGGUGCUCACAAGCAACCUGUGAACUUCGAGAUCACUGUUCUUAUCGUGGUGACUGUAUCGGACCUAAUGUUUGUUCAUGCUACGUCGGUUCCCAAGGAUUGAACUGCUCUGGAGUGAACUGUAAAUUAGUGAACAACUGUUCAAAUCAUGGCACCUGCACUGGACCCAACCAAUGCACCUGUGAAGAGACCCGCCAGUCACCUGAUUGUUCAGUAGGUGAGAAAAUAGAUCCGAGAAAAAUAAGUAUGCCCUGCUUCGCGUUGACUCCAGGAAACAUCUACCAGAAUUUAUUGUUAUCAUUACCAUCACUGUUUUCGUUAUUUUCAUUGUCUUUUUGUCAAUGGAGUGAUGGUUAAAAAUAUUGUUAUCUUGAAAGUUGUCUUUACAUUAUUUUUAUCGUCUUCGCUAUUGUUAUUAUUAUAUAUUUCACAUUUUCACGCUAAAUUUUCGUCUUUUUAUCGUCCUUAUAAUCAUUACCAUCGUUAUUACAUAAUUUUUGUGGUGAGAUGUCAUCAUGGUUAAGAUUCUCUCUAAAAUUGAUUUCACUACCUCAAAAUUUCAACCGUCUACGUUCGUCUCCAACAUUUGAUCGCUCAAUUUUAAGUUAACAAACCUUUUUGCAGGCAACUAGUUAUACUAAUCUACUUUCUUUAGUCUAUUUAGAUCUACGUUCUCAAGUGCUAAUUGAUGCUUUACUCUUUCAAGUUGGUAUCACCAACAUUCCGAAACAUUUGUGGCAUAACAUCAAUGCCUUGGAUCUAACGUAUAUUCUACAUACUUUAGAUCUGUGGCAUAACACCUGGAGUACUGUGGUACAGCAUUCAUACCUCAGAUAUUCUGAUAAAACAAUUUUCUCUUUGAUCUGUGAUUUUAACACUCGUAUCUCGGAUUUGUGAUAGAAAAACCCUUAUCUCAAAUCUGUGAUAUGAAAUCCAAAUCUCAGACCCAAGAUAUAUCAGCCAUAUCGCAAAUCUGUGGUAUCGUACUCACAUUAUCUCAGAUUUGUGUUAUAAAAAGUAUCUCAGAUCUGUGAUAUAAGUUCCUAUUUCAGAUCUAAAAUAUGAAAUCCAUAUCUUAGAGAAGAAAUAUCACACUCUAAUGACAAGUCUGUCGCUUGAAGUCCAUAUCUCAGAGAUGCCAAAUGAAUGGCGAUAUCUUAGCCGUAUCGUAUACCACUCAUGCACUUUUCCUUUUAUGCUUAUUGUUUUAUCUUGUCAAAUAAAAUGAAAGCGACUAACUGUAUUUGAUACUUUCAAGAGCAGGGUAGAGCAGCAGAGCUGGUCAGCAGUUGUUGUAGUAACUCAACGAGAUGGUGAUAUAAUCACACGAAAGAACGUUAAGAGUUCAUUACUGUCUCAUGUCCACUGAAUGUUGCAUAAAGAGCGAAGGGGGACGAUGCAAGUUCUUACAAAAUUAAUAAUAAUAUUUAAUAAUAUUUAUUAAUUUAUAGUAGGCAAAUAUCAAUUUACCAUUUCAAGGUCAGAUGCUCUUUACAAUCAAUAUAGGUAUAUGUAGAACUCGCUAAUUACAGCAAUAUAAACUGAACUGGUCAAAAUCAUACACCAUAAUAAUAUUACUAGUAACAAUAUUGAGUAGUAUUGAUAAAUAGAGAAUAAUACAUAGGCGCGUGUAGAUACGGAAUUUCUCUCUGAGUUUUUAACUCGAUAGCUCACGAGUGAGCGCAGCGAACAAGUGAGAUGUCGCGUUGAACAAGAGAAGAGAAAUUUAACCUUUCUCUUUCUCCUUUUCCUUCCCCAAAUCCCAUUCGUGACGCCGUGCGAGCUACAUCAUUUCUCAGUGGCUCGUCUCGCUCCACCCAUAAAUAUAACUCAAGACGCACCGGUAGCAUACUAGACAAAAAGAUAAGAAAAGAAAUGGCAACGUCAUUCAUUUCGGUCUUCGAUAAUUGUCGUUUUGUUUUUUACGAUUUCUGUUUGAAGUCGUAAAGUUUGUUCUUCAUUAUUGUCUUCUGUGCUUUUGGUUCACAUGUUUUUCAGAUAUUCACGCUUCGACCAUCGAUAUAUGACGAUCAGUAUGCUUCCACCUUUCAAGCAUGAUUAUCUCCAAUUGCUACGGGUAGACGGUCAGGUGAUCUCACGGCAAUGGAAACCUGUUCUCAGUUUGAUGCUAUCUCCAAAAUGGUGUACACGUCCCCAGUCCCCAACUGGGAAAACUUUGACACAUGCAAAAUUUAGUUUGCCGGAAGGACCAAAGUUCACAGUCGUCGAGGAAUCUUAGCAGAAGUGAGGAUCAGCUGUCGCCUAUAAGUGCAUGAAUGUCUUUUCUUUCCCCAAAAGUGAAGAACUGUCUUGUCUCCGUUGGAAACUCUCUUCUAAAAUCGAUGCCGUUCAUUCAAGGGUCCCAUUUUUGGAGAAUUACCACUGACCAGCUGCAUCGUUAUUAUACAUAUCAGCCUUGUUAUAAUAUUUAUAAACCUUAAGUUUCAGACAUGUUUGUAAUAAAUCUAUAUUUUACUAUUUACUAUUGA
Molecule: messenger RNA, 14774 nt
Organism: Pocillopora verrucosa
Lineage: Eukaryota; Metazoa; Cnidaria; Anthozoa; Scleractinia; Pocilloporidae
Source: RefSeq, a predicted model, not a curated record